AUGUUGAUGAGACCAAUUGAAAGAAAGACAAACGUAUUACCAGACAAGGAUGAAGAAGGCAAUAACAAUGAUUUAAUAGGUAAUGGACUUUCUGAUAAAAAACUUUCUUCAAAUGAAAGAAUUAAAGAUGAGAGUGAACUUGAAGUGAAGGAGAAUCUAAUACCAAAAGGUGUUGAUGGAAUAGAGAACUUAGGACAAAAAACUAGUAGUUCUGAAGAUGACAGAAAUAUACAAGUGAAGCCUUCUGAAUUGUUUGGAAGUUCAGCCGAUAUUUCAGUGACAAUAUCCAUGGAAGGAAUUAAUUUAGCUGAUUCCAAAUUGGAAUCUGAUUCGAAAAUGAAAAUUAACACGGACCUUUAUCAGGAUGAAAAAGGCAGAAAUUGUUGUAUGCAGUUUUUAUUUACUUUAUUUGACUUUUCAUUGUUUAAGAAUGCUCAGUUUAUCCUAUUAAUGACAUCAUCAGUUCUCGUCUGUGCUGCCUGCAGUAUUCCUAUUACUUACAUUCCACCUUUUGCUAAAGACAAAGGAUUACAGACAGAAUUAAUUGGAUACCUCGUAACAAUUUCGGCUGCAAGUGACUUAGUAGGCCGAUUUCUAUUUGUAUUUAUUGCCGAUACCAAGAAAAUUGAAAGGCAUCAUAUGAUGACAAUUGCAAUGAUCGCCAAUGGAGCUACAUGUUUCAUGGCAUUUUUUUCUACAAACUUUACAUACCUUGCGCUUUUUGGCAUCCUUCAGGCUAUGUUUGGCGGAGUUUACUAUUCCAUGAUUAAUGUUCUGGUAGUUGAUUUCAUUGGAUUGGAAAAACUAAAGUACGGAAUAGCAUUUGGAGCGGUAACGAGGGGAAUAUCAAUAGCUGUGACUUCAUUGGCUGUUGGUAUUUUACGAGAUUCCACUGGUAGUUAUGUUGCGGGAUUUUCUUUGAUGGGAGUGUGCUCAAUUGUUGGGGGAGUAAUUUUACUUUUCAAGGCUUUUGUGUCAAGAUGA
Molecule: messenger RNA, 984 nt
Organism: Saccostrea echinata
Lineage: Eukaryota; Metazoa; Mollusca; Bivalvia; Ostreida; Ostreidae
Product: monocarboxylate transporter 12-B-like
Exons: 2
Coding region: 1-984 (327 amino acids)
Biological process (GO): transmembrane transport; monocarboxylic acid transport
Molecular function (GO): monocarboxylic acid transmembrane transporter activity
Source: RefSeq, a predicted model, not a curated record